CGCCUUUAUCUAACGCGGAUAGAGGGGUAAAAAUUGGAGGUCACGUGACGUUUUCAGACGCCAUGUUUUGUGAGAAAUUGUUAUAAUAAUCAUCUUUGUCGAGAAAUGGAUAUGGACUCGACAAUCUACACAUAGCAAUUCGAUGUAUGUUAUUCAUAAAUAUUAAAAAUAAUUGUCUUAAAUUCAUUAAUUGAUUUAAUCUACGUAUCUGUGACAAAUUUCAAAACACCCGCUGUUGCAAAGUUGUCGCUAUUUGUAAAAGGACGAUUGAUCUUUCUACAUUUUUAUCCCCAAGCAGUAUGUGACAUAGUAUAAAAAUUAAUUAUUUAUUUGUCCAUGUUUGGCAUUAGUUAAUUCUGUUCAGAGCUGUUAUUAAUGCUAUUGCUGCAAAGAUGACUUCUGUAGUCAAUGGUAAAACACAUGAAGGUGAUCUUAACAGUGGGUCAGAUAAGAAAACCUUCUUGAAGGAUGAAAAUGAAGAAGUUGAUGGUAUGACCAAGACUAAAUCUGAGAUCAAUAAUUUUGAAACACAAAAUAUUAAAGAUCAAUCUUGUGUUGAUUCAAUGUCAGACCCAGAGAAAAAGAUAGACUCUUCCAUUUCAAAUGAAUUAGAUUCUUCAGUAAAGUUGGGUGUAGAUACUCCAAAAGAAAAUGGAAUUCACUCAUCUGGUUUGAGUGAUGAAGCAAAUUUUUGUUCUUCAAAGAAGGGAGAGGCUGAGAAAGAAUCUAACAAAAACUGUGAAGAAAUUGAAGUAAAAGAAGUUUCUUGUACUUCUGAUGUUACAGAAAGCAACAAUCAUGAUAGCAGUAACUUAGAUAAAGAUGUAAAGGACUCAAUAUCGAAUGAUUGUGAAAAAAAGGAAAACGGUCUACAAGAUGAAUCUCUGAACAAAUCUACUAAUGAAUCUUUGAACAAGAAAGACAAUGAGAUUGAAAGUGAAUGUCAUAAAACAUCUGAUGAACUAAGCAAAAAUGAUAAGACAGAUAAAUUUGAUUCAACUGUAAAGAAAUCAAAAUUGGACGUAAAGAAUGCAAUUGCUACAGAAAUUCCAGAUUUGAGUGUACCAAAAGAUAAAGAUGCUGAGGAGACACCUGUAUCAAAAGAUAAAGAUGCUGAGGAGACACCUGUAUCAAAAGAUACAGAUGCUGAAGAGACACCUGUAUCAAAAGAUAAAGAUGCUGAGGAGACACCUGUUUCAAAAGAUAAAGAUGCUGAGGAAAGACCAUUAGUAAAUGGUUUUGUUGAACCUAAUCCUCUUGAAAAAUUAAAUGAGCAUUUAAAUUCGAUUGGAUGUGAUGAAAUUUCUAAAGGUUUACAAAAUAUUCACCAAAAAAGCUCAACUGUCAAGUUAUCUCAAAAAUCAGAUGAUCAAUCUAGCAACAAAGAAAAUAAGAAUAUUGCUUCACAUGCUCAUGAUAGGUUUAAAGAGUCUCCUGAUAAUUUUGUUUUUGCAGAAUUAACAAAUGAGGAUACUGGGUUUCCUGAGAUAUUCACUGGCUUAGUCAAAAUAGGACGUUAUAUAUCAGUGAAAGGAGAUUUUACCUUGAGGAGCACUGAAGCAUUAGUCGAGAGUCCUUCUUUAGUUUCAUCAUAUUUACUCAAGGAACCAGACAUUUUCCCACCGAAAGAAAAAGAUUCUAAAUCUGAAAGCAAAGACUUUUUCCAUACCUCUGCUGGUGAGAUUUUAAUUGGUAUUGGCCUUAGUCGUGUUAACGAAUGGUAUCAUAAAGAUAUGGUAAGAGUUAAAAAGAGGCAAAUGAAGAGAGAAGGAAAACGUCCUCAAACAGAAGAAGAAUUGGCUAACCACGAAAAAAGUUAUAUUGAGGCCAAAAAAGCUAAUAAUGUUUACUCUUGUGAAUAUAAAGUAUGCAAAACUUGUGGGUUUACUACCGAAUCUUCAGUAGUUAUGGAAGGACAUUUACUAGUGCCUCAUCUCACUCAACGUAAGGAAUACCAGUGCAAUUUUUGUGAAGUUAUUAAUCGAGACCCAAGAUUGAUGUUAGAACACAUGGAACAGGUUCACAAAAAAAUUGGCCGAAUACAACCUCCUGUGCUUUUCUUUGAAUGUCCUUACUGUACCUUUGAAAGCAAUUCAAAAGUUAAGUUGAAUAAUCAUUUAACAAAAUGCCAAAGGUACUUUGAUCAUGGAGUUAACCAAGCUCCACCUAGAGAUUUUGAUUUUCCUGCUUUGACGCCUAAACCUAUUACUGUUGCUGUCGUUAAAGCGUAUGAAAAAUCUCUUGGCUCAAUGCAUAGAGGUCGAGGACGACCAAAAAAGCAUGAAAAUAUGACUGACUCAAUGUCAAUGAACCAGAUUUCUCCUAUUGUUAGUCAUCCUCACAGUGCUCCUAAUAAUUUCCCAAAUUACAAAUCAAGCUCUAGUACACCUUUAAAUAACAGUUUAGGUAGUCAUAAUCAAAUAAUGUCACCUAUGCAAAUGUCCAAUUUAAACAUACGACCAGCUCAUUCUAAUUCUAUGUCCCAAAUUCGUUCUAGUGUAUCUCCAAUGGUACAAACUCCUAAUCGUAUUUACCAAGUUUUAAAUUCUGCUGGCCAAGUUGUCCCUAUUGUUGGAAGUAAUCAAGUGCCAACAACUCCUAAUCAGUUUCCUUUUGCCUCAAAUACUGUCAACAGUGGUAAAAAAUUGCAUAAUACUGGACCAUUCUUCAAUUCAUCCCCUUUUGGAAGUGGAUUACAUCAACAAAACCUUGCUAAAAAUAUGCCAGAAUUAAAUGCUUUGCCCAAGAUGACAGGACCUUAUCCUUUGCCAGCGGCCAAACAAUCCAAUCAACCUGGUAAUGUAACUAUGAAUUCAAACAACUUAGUUGUGUGUGAAAUUUGUGAUGGUUAUAUUAAAGAUCUUGACCAGUUGCGCACACAUAUGCAGCUAAUUCAUAAAGUCAAAAUCCAUCCUAAAAUGCUUGUUAGCCGUCCUCCUUUGAAUUGUCAAAAAUGUCAAUGGAGAUUUUUUACAGAUCAAGGUUUAGAGCGACAUCUUUUGGGUGCUCAUGGAUUGGUAACCUCAAAUAUGCAAGAAUUAGCCAACAAAAACAAAGAUGCUGGUUGUUGUACUAUAUGUGGGAGAGUUUAUGCUAGUAAACUUGUCAGUCACAUGAAUCAAAUCCACAAAGUAACAUUAAAACCAGCUCAUUUAUCAUAUAAAUGUACAGUGUGUUCAGCUACAUUUAAUCUGUACAGACUUUUUGAGAACCAUGUUUAUCUUGUUCACAGUGGUGCUGCCAAACGUUCAUCUGAAGGUGGUAGAUCUAGUCCUUCAAAGAAACAUAAAACUAGUUCAGACUUGGAAAAGUCAGCUGCAGAAGAAUCAAGAGAUCAUAGAGACAAAAAACAAUCCAAAGAAAGUUUAGAAGUUAGAAUAUGCGUAGAAUGUGGAGAUGAUGUUUACUCUAGUAAUCCUGACUCUAAAAAAUGUGAAAAGUGCCUAAAAUCAGAUGAACUUAUUCAAGGUACUUUAAGUUCUAAGGCUAAUCAAGAUGAGCUUAAAAAGAAUAAGAUGAAGAAAGCAGCUUCUUAAUUUCUUUUAAAUUCAGAAGGGGGAAAAAUGCAUUUUUAAAAUCCUAAUACAUAUUUUCUCAAUUAAUCAAAUAGGAUUUUUAUUUCAAUUAUUCUUUAUUUGAAUCAGACUGUUAUCAUCUGUAAAUAUUCAACAUUGACUUUUGUAAAUAUUAAUAAGCAAUGUUUUUCAAUUUCUUGCAAUGUUUCAUGUACAGAUCUGUCUGUAACUAUUUCUUUCAGUACUUUAUUUUGUGUAACCAAGUUAGUACUUAAAUUUUCUCAGUCCCAGCUCACUCUAAAAUGUCUAAGAUAUGAAUAUUUAAAAUGUGACUUGGUGCUGCUGAUAGAGUUAUAAAUAAUGUCUUUUAAUAUAAAAAAAUAUUAUUGAAUCAAUAUAUUUGUUACGAAUGCCUCCAGGAAUUUUAUAUUAGUUAUUUUCUUUUAAAAAAUUACAAUUUAGUUUUAAUUCUAUUUUUUCGUACAAUAAUAAAGCACUAUAAAUUGUAAGAUAUUGCACCUAUAUAAUAGCAAUGAAUUUUAUUGCUAUUGUCAGUUUGCAGAGUUGAGUUUUUUUUUUUUUACUUGUUUUAAACUUCAUUCAAUGAAAUACUAUAAAUAUUAUUGUAUUAAGAAAUGUUUUGCAAUAUUAACUAGAAAAAGGCUAUUCAAGUAUUAUGAAAGCAUAUUUAUGGCAGAUUUGGAUUCUCUCCUGGUCAGCAAAAAUAAGCAAUUUUAUAUUCAAAAUUGUCAACCUCUAAAACUCCUUGGAGAAAUUUUCUUCCAAUUAUUUCUUUCCCUCAAAUUCAACUUAAAUUUCAUGCGUAAUAUUUUUUGUUAAAUUUAUUUUGCUUUUUAAGAAAAUUUUGAAAAUAAAGUUUUUUUAAUGCCUUACGUAAAUAUUGCUCAUACCCGCCAUCGCCCCACUUCUUAGGAAAAAUAAUCUAAUUGUAAACCUCCUCACUUGUUAGCAAAAAUAACCGAAUUGCAAACCUCAGCUUGUUAGGUGCUUGCGUAAUAUCUGAAUGGCCCCAAACUAAUAUAAAAGAAAAUCCCAUUUAUGUAUUAACUUUUUAGGACUUCAAUUAUUUUGUACGACUGAGAUAUCUUUAUUAUUAUGGAGGCCGGAAAGUAAUGUUGUUUCGGCACAUUAAGUAUUAAUUUGUCUUAAAAAGCAAUUCAUUUUUGUUCGUUCUGGCAAGGUUGUCGCUAACGAGGGGGAAUACAUUAUUGAUUAAAAAUAAAAUCUUGAUAACAAUUGUCAAAUGCACCGAAACGCCAUUACUUUCCGGUCCAUCUAAUAAUUUUUGUUCUUCCGAUUCUAAGCUUUUUUUUUUUAAACGUGCCUACAAAAUUGAGGGAUUUUUAAUAAUUUCCUGCAGGUUUCAUAAUCUUUUAGACAUAACGAACAUUAAUAUGAUCUCUCAUCAUUUGACCAAAGAAAAUGUUUUAUCUCAAUUUUUUAGCUAAUAAAUUUUUAUAUAAAUGUGGCAAAAUGUGAAAUUUGCAAACAUUUCAUCAUUAUGAAUUUUACCAAUUUUCAAAAAAAUUUGAUGAAAGCAAGGUAAUACCUAAUUAUUAAGGAAGUGCUCUUAGAUUGAUAGUGAUUAUAUUUUUUUCUUUGGCAUACUAUACUUUUAACUUCAUACCUGUAAAAAAGAAUGAAAGUUUUAUUAAGUGCAACUUAAAAAACUAAUAUGCAAAUCUAAAUAUUUGUUUGAAUCAUAAACAGUGUUUGUGAAUGCAAUAUUUAAAUGACUCUAUUUAUUGUAAUAUGUUAAUUUUCUUGAUUUGUUGUGAAAAUAUUAUAAUCAUAAAUAUCUACUAGUCACAAUUUUUCUUGUUAUCUUGCAAAAUUUUGUGAUAUGUUUCAAUCUGUGAUUGUGUAUAUGAGUGCAAAUUUAUUCUCACUAACACUGUAUGCUUUUUAACAUUUAAAAAAAGAAAUAAUAGUUUUUCUUAAUUUGAAAUUAUGUUGUAAAUAUGCAAUUUUGUUUUUAAUUCAAAGAUACGAUAUUUAUUGCAUAUUGUACUUUUUCAAUGUGCAUGAUUCUAUGCUAAUCAAAUAGACCAUCCAAAUAUCAAAUCAUUCAGUAAAAGUUGUUAAAAUAUUGCCACCUUCACUUUUUUGUGUUGUAAAUACAUUUGAAUAUUACUAGAUAAUCAAGUUAUUUUAUUACUAUUGUAAUGUCAAAAGUAUGCUUAAAUGCCUCAUGUAUGUACUUCACUUGUUAAGGAGAUGAAAUCAGUAUUUAACGCUUCAGAUUUUGUAGAGCAAGGAAAAAUAAAAUUAUGUAUACUAAAUUUUUCAUUACAGAAAAACAUGUAAUUUAACUUAAUUCAUUAUCUCUCCAAAUUAAAAACCAGAUAUCUUAUUAAAACUUGUUGAAGAAGUAGAUGUAGUAUAGUAUUUACAGUAUAAUUAUUUUAAAUAUUAGUAAUUAUACUAAAUUAUAAUUGAUUGUUUUUUUUCUGAUAAUAGACAAAUAUUGUAUCUUAGAAACCUUGAUUUCUAAUUAUUUCUUUAAAAUUAAAUUAAUUCUUUACAAGAAUUUUUUGACUACAUUUAUCAACUAUAGUUGAUACUCUUUUCUUUUAUUCUUACAAAAUUUGACCAUUUUGCCUUCAACUACUUUGCAGUAAAAAAGAUAUUAGUGGACUUGUAUGUAAUUUUACCACCAUGCAUCAUUUUCACAGUUGAAUAACAUAGAAAGGAAUUGGAUUGUAUUAACAGAAAGAAACUUGUAAAUUAGUAACAGUUAUUUAAAACUGUUAGGUUAGAUUUCUACUGAUAAUAAUAAUUGUGCAAAUGAAAUAUCACUAUGAAGGGAAAUCACAAUUUUUUUGAAAAUGGAAAGCUGCCUAUUCUGCUCUUUAAUGUUUGAAAAGUUACUUGAUUACUGCUUUGUUCGGGCUAAUAAAAAAAAAUGAGGAAUUGACAGAUUUCUUGCAUUGAAAACUUUUAAUUUUUUAAUAACCGUCGUUGAACAGCCAAUCGAAUUUUCAGUUUACAACUACCAACAUUCAGCUCCGUAUUCUUAUAAUUUUGAACCCAAUCCGGAAGACAAAGAAUCCCUGGAUCAAGUAUCGAGCGAAAUUAGCCUUUGUGGAGGACUUUUUGAUGAAACUAACCUGCAUUUGCAUUGCAUGGAGAGGAAAACCACAAAGACUUCCCACAGUUAGCCUAACAGCAAGGGGACUCGAACUCAUGAUUAGUCUACCACUGAGGAUAUUCGAACCCGAUUCAUCUCGUUGGAAGGCGAGCACUCUAUCCCCUAAGCCACUACGGCUCUUUUAUGAUAGGUUAAAUUUUAUAAAAUUGAAAUGUUAUUAAAAAUAAACCUUUCAAGUACAUUUAAAACUAUAUUAAUGCAUUAAAAAUUCGUUUAUAGCAACAUUCAUAAUUUUUGAAUAUGAAAUAAAAAGUGACAUUUUCAAUUG
Molecule: messenger RNA, 6955 nt
Organism: Parasteatoda tepidariorum (common house spider)
Lineage: Eukaryota; Metazoa; Arthropoda; Arachnida; Araneae; Theridiidae
Biological process (GO): positive regulation of transcription by RNA polymerase II
Cellular component (GO): nucleus
Source: RefSeq, a predicted model, not a curated record